Messenger RNA from Cucurbitaria berberidis CBS 394.84, 1653 nucleotides. RefSeq lists its product as uncharacterized. The transcript has 3 exons. The record is from RefSeq and is a predicted model, not a curated record. NCBI's taxonomy places the organism in Eukaryota, Fungi, Ascomycota, Dothideomycetes, Pleosporales, Cucurbitariaceae. The coding region runs from base 142 to 1413 and encodes 423 amino acids.
UGCAAGUGAGGCCAUAGCGACGAUUUGCGCUUUAGCAAAGACUUGGCAACGGGUCGAGGGGGUCUUCUAGUUUCAUACCGACGGUUUGGAGAGGACGAUGAGCGCGAAAUCACACACCCAUAUUGGACGAAAGAACACGCGAUGGCGUCGUCGUCCUCAAUGGGCCUCGUUGCAAGUGCGACAUCCUCUGCUCUCCCCUGGGCGACAACGCCGGCUCAGGGCUCUCUUGACUCCGCAGGUGCCGGCAUCACUGGAGGCUACACCGGUGGCUCCCUCCCUUUGCAGAUUACCAUCGCUUUUCUUAUUGGGCUCGCAUUGUAUAAUGCCCUCGAGCUCAUUGUCCUUGCCUUCGUAACCUUCCAACGAUACCGUGGGUUGUACUUUUGGAGCCUCGUCAUAUCUGCAUUCGGCAUCAUACCGUAUUCACUAGGUUUCCUAAUCAAGUUCUUCCAGCUGUUGGAUCCGAAUAAAGAUGUUGGAUAUGUUGCUGUUUUCUUCCUCUCGAUUGGGUGGUAUCCCAUGGUGACCGGUCAGUCAAUCGUCCUCUGGUCACGUCUGCACCUCGUUACGAACUCGCGCCGCGUCCUUCGCUGGAGCCUGUACAUGAUCGUCACCAAUGGAAUAGUCCUACACUCCGUCACUACCGUCCUCACAUUCGGCUCGAACUCGAACACUCUUUCUCGCACAACGCUGGGACAUUUUGUAAAGGGAUACUCGAUCAUGGAGAAGAUACAAAUGGUCGGGUUCUUCGUUCAAGAAGUCAUAUUGUCCAUUAUCUAUAUCCGCGAGACUGUUCGAUUGCUCCGGCUCGCAGAAAGCGUGCAGGAUGAUGUAUGCAGUUUUGAUAAUGGAACGGGGACAGGGAAUCUAAGAAAUGCGAGUGUGCGGAAGACAAUGUAUCAGCUCCUCGCCAUCAACGUUAUCAUAAUCACCAUGGAUUUGGCGCUGCUAGCGGUUGAAUUCGCAAACCUGUACCUGAUCGAGACGACACUAAAAGGGGUGGUCUACUCCAUCAAACUAAAACUCGAAUUCGCUGUACUAGGAAAAUUGGUUCAACUUGUGCGCGACCGCACAAGCUCGAACAACACAUCCGAUCCCCACCGGCGCCGUAGUCCAGAGCGCAGAGCGCCGUCCACGGGUUUGACGCUCGAGAAGACGGACACUGGUGGGACCAGCAGAGGGGGUGAGCGCAUGAACGGUAGUGCACUUGGCUAUGAUUUUGGGAAUCAGCAAUUGCCGGAUUUUGUGGAUCCGAGGAAUGUCCACGCUGAUUUUACACAUGCGGAGGCUGUGAGGGGAGACGAGGGGUGGGAAACUCGAAAGGGUGAGGAAGGCGAGAGGUGGCGGAGAAGGACGAGAGUGAACCGGGGAAGCUGGAUCGAUGAAGAGAUGGACAAGCAUCACAUUGGGUAAUCAAUGAAAUCUUCUUCUAUGACUACAACACAUCAUGGUCAAAACAAAUCCGCGACAGAUAACGAUGAAAGUUCCCGCAUGACAAAUCGACUAUACUACCACCAACGAUAACGGUUGAAAGUCAAAGACGCUAGCAUUUCCGCUAUUUCCAAAUUCUUACGUUCUGCCAGCUGUUUGUUGGGAUGACGGGCGCCUGCUUGCCCGACGGCUAUACCAUUAUAUGUCGAUCUUAAAACAUGG